AUGGCCGACAUCUCCAGGAGCAGUAGCUCCUCCGCUACCCCUUCUGCCCCUCAGCGCAGCCGUCUUCAGAGGCGGCGACCGGCGUCCUUGCAGAUCUAUCCCCCUGUGUCUUCACGUUGGAACGCAGCCAUCCCUCUUCUCUCUCCGCUUUUAACUUCACCUACCGUGAUUGCUGAAAUGACAUCGCGGGAGGAGAAACAACAGCCGUCGCAGCAUCGGAAUCAGGAAACGGAUCCGGAGAAGGCUGAUGCUUCUUUUUCAUUCAAUAAGUGGGAUCAUCCGGCAUCUCCUAACUGCCACGAGAUCGAGACGCCUUCAUUGGCCCCCAAGUUUUGUCUCGCCUGUAUAGACGUGGAAUGGAAAAAGAUAUGGAAGUGA
Molecule: messenger RNA, 378 nt
Organism: Manihot esculenta (cassava)
Lineage: Eukaryota; Viridiplantae; Streptophyta; Magnoliopsida; Malpighiales; Euphorbiaceae
Exons: 2
Coding region: 1-378 (125 amino acids)
Cellular component (GO): cytoplasm; nucleus
Source: RefSeq, a predicted model, not a curated record